This is a messenger RNA of Orbicella faveolata, 3463 nucleotides long. RefSeq lists its product as uncharacterized. The record is from RefSeq and is a predicted model, not a curated record. NCBI's taxonomy places the organism in Eukaryota, Metazoa, Cnidaria, Anthozoa, Scleractinia, Merulinidae. Gene Ontology annotation, molecular function: calmodulin binding.
CUUUUAUCGUUUUAACUAUUUUGCAUCUUCAAGACCGUCGUUAAAAUGCUAAAAAUUUGCAUAUUUUAUGGAAAAUUUAGAAUAGCUGAGCCGAAAACAAACAUUCCUGGGAACUAACUUACACACUAGGUCCCAGUUCUGACUCGGCAAUUUCUGUAAUUAGCGGUUAAUUAUUGCUGUCGUCAUAGAGACGAGUGACAAGGAAAAUUAGAUUCUCCUGUUUUAGAUCCUAUCUUGGCUCGUUUUGGUCCGUUCCAGCGAAGGAUUGAAACCUCAACAUGGCGGUGCAAUACGCUCCCAUGAAACUACGAGUUCCGCCCGGUUUUCAGAAUUUAUUGGAAGGGUUGGCGCGGGAGGUAUUGCGAGAACAGCCUGAGGACAUCAUCAAUUUUGCUGCACAGUAUUUCAGAAACCAACUUCUAAUCCGAGAGGAAACCGGCAAAGAUGAUGCAAGAAAGGGUGACCAAAUGGAAAGACUGCAGAAAGGAGAAGAAGUUGACAUCGAUCCAAAUGAUCCUGAAGUACAAAAAGCUGCAACCAAAAUCCAAGCAAGCUUCCGUGGGCACAAGGCCAGGGAGGACGUCAAGAAACACAAAGAUGAAGAAACUGCAGCUGUCAGAAUUCAGGCUAGUUUCCGUGGUCACAAGGCUAGAGAACAAGUUAAGGAGAUAAAGGUUUCACAAAGCAAGGAACAGGUAUCGGAAAGUGUUGAUGCGGCUGAAGAACCUCAACAUGCUGAGGAAACUCCAGAUGCUGAAGUAGCUGAGGAACCUGAGAAGCCAGAGAUUGCCAGUGAGGGCCAAGCUGCAGAAGUACCACCUGACAAACCAGCCGCAGCAGUAGAAGCAGAAGCUGUCACUCAAGAAUCAGAAACUGAAAAGGGGGAGCUUGUGGAGCAAGAUGGGCUACCUGAUGAUGCCAUCACCACUGGAAGUGCAGAGGUAGCAGAUGCAGUCGAUAAGGGAGAAACUGAAGAUGUUCAAGCUGAAGAGGCUCCUGGAGAGACAACAGAAGCCACUGAAAAAGAUGAGGGUGAAGAUGAACCAGGCAAGGAAGCCGAUGAGGCAGUUGGGGGGGAGGUAGGAGGUGAGGAAGAGCAAAUAGAUCUAGAUAUGAAUGAUCCAGAUUUGCAGAGUGCUGUAGUUAAGAUUCAGGCUAGUUUCCGGGGUCACAAAGCAAGGGAAGAGGUAAAGACCUUGAAAAGCUCAGAGUCUUUACCUCAAGGUGAUGAUGAACAGGUACCAUCAGAGGAAAAACCUGAUGACAAAAGACAGGAAGAAACUGAGGAUACUGAAAAACAGGGAGAAAUUGAGGGUGAAGAGAAACUGGGAGAGAUUGAGGGUGAAGAGAAACAGGGAGAAAUUGAGGGUGACGAGAAACAGGAAGUAUCCAAGGGAGAUGGAGAUACGGGUAACGAUGAUGUCGAGCCAUCAGUAACAGAAGAUGCUGAUGAUUCUAAACCAUCAGAAGAUUAACUUUAAUCAUUAUGUUAUUAAUAAACUACGGUGGAGGUGCAUUGUAUCUAUAAUUGUUAAUGCUUUAUUAUGCUUUAUUGCAGCUUUAACUUAACAUUGCAAGUGAUUGUGUGAUUCGUAAUAUUCGAGUUGUACCACAAUGUUGCUAUUUCUGUAGCAUGAAUUUUAUGUAAAAGUUACUUCCAGACUCAAAGUAAAAGUUGUUGUAGAGGUUUGUGGCAAACAUAUUAAUUUGAAGAUAUAAAAGUCCAGGGUAUAAUGUAUAUAGAAUAAUAUUUCUUGUUUUGGUCUGUCCACUGGAUAUUAACUUAAUUUUUCAUAGAAACUGUUUGUGCCUAGGCAUUUAAGAAUAAGUUAUUGCCAAUUAGCUUUAAGUCCGUAUUUUUUAACCAGAUUCUUUAGCAGACCAUUUCGGUAUUUAUACAUAACUCCAGUGCACACUCAAAGGUAACUACAAAUCACAUUCUUGUGGCGUGUUCAUCUUGUAACAUAGUCACUUUGAUCAUAGUUGUAAAUGUACAUGAAGCACUAAAUUAGGGAGGUGCUAUAAUUUAUUGUUGAAUAGAGCUAUUUUCAAUUGAGUGUUUUAAAACCAAAACAAAACCAAUUACUCACCAAUUAGAUUACUCAGCCAAUCUAAAACCAUAGUUAAACCAAAGCCAAGGUUACCUGAUUAUAUUACUUUCGACACUCAACUUAAAACUGUUCUAAGGAAAUUUAAUUUAUGUCUCAUGAAUAAUGUGAUUGUAUGCAAUAAUAAUGUAGCAUGUGUUGAUUAGAGCUUCACAUUUUACAACUUUCACUGUACCAAGUGUAAGAGAUGUUUUUGUCAUGUAGAAUUUUAAUUUUAGUGGGUUGUGUUUAAUAAUUUAAAGUAACUGGCUUUCAUACAAGACCAACACCAUCAGAGAGGUAUCCUACAGCGUAAUUGAGAUUUGGAUGGCCAUCUUAUGACUCCUAAAUAAUCUACACCCACAAAAAGAAUAUUUUCAUUAUUUAAUAAUGGUAAUUUUUUUAUAGGUGCAAAUUAUUGUUAGUUUCUCAUUAAGUUGAAGACAUUAUACACAGCUAAUUAGAAAAGCUGUUGUUUUGAUGGACUGUGCAUCAUCAAUAUUAAAAAGGUUGGACAUAUUUUAAAUCUCAAUUUCUUUUUGUGUGUGCUUGGGGAUCACACAGCCUAAUAGUCUGUACCGUUGUAUUACUUUUAGGAGAAGGUAGAACUCCAAAUUGUGAAAAGAUUGAUCUCAAAAAUGAUUGUAACCAGGAUUAUAGAUGCGUAGUUUAUGGGCAGGAAAAAAUGAAAUCUCAUGUUUAGGAAACAGACUUGGUGCAAGGUUGUAGGUGCACAGGCCAGAAAAUCUUUCUGAACUUGUUAACAGGCCUGCUUAGGGUUUUUGUAGCUACAUCCCUGUUGUGUGGAUGAAAACAUUUUGAAACAAGCAUUAAUUAACUCAGAUAAUUUUAACCACAGUUCCAGACAAGAAUGUAACCUCUUCUGUUCUUAAAGGAGAAAGAGUGGAAACCCUCAUAACGAGAUUGCUUGGAUUUUAUUGCUUUGAACCCCAAAAGAAAUUAAUUUCCAUAAUUUAACACCCUUACUACUAUGGGCAACUUUUUUUUCAGAAAGGUGUAAACAUGACAAUAAUUAUUUAGGAUUGGUGAGAAAUUGUUAUACUGCUAUAAUGAUAGUUUAAGAGUGGAGUUUAAGGUUGUUUCUUAUAAAUAAAGUUAAUGUACAUUAUUUAUUAUCCAAAACCACACGAUAGUACUUGUGUCAGUAAUAUCACAUAAGCAUAAUGCUAACUGUACUGUUGGAAUGUUCUUUAUGAGUUUUAGUAGUUAUUCUCUAGUUCAGAAGAAUGUUGUAAUAGACUACAGUGUGUUAUGUCUGUACAAAGGAGUUUAAAAAAUGAUGGUUUUACAUUAAAAAUAUGAUGGACAUUUUGCAAUUAAAUAAAGUAUCAUGGAAAGUUUUUGAAAAUUGCAAA